Messenger RNA from Boleophthalmus pectinirostris (great blue-spotted mudskipper), 2892 nucleotides. RefSeq lists its product as uncharacterized. The record is from RefSeq and is a predicted model, not a curated record. NCBI's taxonomy places the organism in Eukaryota, Metazoa, Chordata, Actinopteri, Gobiiformes, Gobiidae. The transcript has 2 exons. The coding region runs from base 361 to 1707 and encodes 448 amino acids.
AUGGGACAGGAAUGCGCCUCCAUGUAUGUGUGCGCGGUGGAGACUGGCCCUCUCUGCACGCACAGGUGCAUGAAGAGAAUAUAUAGAGGCGGAGGGAAAGCACCCACUUUAGAGUCUGCUGCGGGUUGCGUACGAACGCCCAGCCGGGUUUAAGCCACUCUGCCGUGGGUUGUUGGCUCUCCAGCCCAGUGUCAACGGGAUGCCCUGGUGGACCCUGUUGAUUGGCAGACGACCAGCACGUGGCUGCCGACCCCGGCGGAGGUAUGGCCCUCCUCGGACAGUGUGGUGCAGGUUCAUGGGCCAUGUGCCUGGGUGACAUCGCUGCAUGGCUGGGAUGGCUAUGACGUUAAAGGAGAAGUAAUGGGACAUCAAUUGCAUCAAAUUAAAGAAUUUCGAUUUGGCUGGAAAAAUGCCACCCUGAUAAGGAUACAAGAUAACUUCACCUGUGAGGCGAACCGUGCGUGUAUCACCACCCGAGUACGGACUAAAUGCACGCUAUUCAGUUAUCGACAAAGAGGUCAUGUGAUACCAGUCGUAAGCCCGGACUGCAUAAUACAUAUCUCCAGCAAUGUAUCGUUGUGUUUAUACAAUCUGACUGUAAGACAAUGUGUGGAGCGGCAUAACGGCACUGAAUGGAACAUAACCGUAUCUGAAUCUGACAUGGCGGUCUGGUUGGUCAAUGCUUCCGCCAUUGCGAACAGAACAAUAUAUGGGAUGAAAAUAGAAGUGGUGCCAGCCACUUCUCGACCGGACCCAGCACAAGUAGUGCCGAUUCCCGGCACGUGCCAACCUUUGGUAACUGGAUUGACUAAAACUAAAGUACACUGGACGGUUAACUUUCCACCCUUUCCACCAUGCCCUCGUCAAAAGCGGGUCUGGUACGAUACCAUUUUGGGAGGGUCAGGAACGUUAUUGGGAUUAAGCAACAUGGUUGAUGGACAGAUCACUACUAGUAAGCUACACUACACUGGACAAUCAACAUCGGCGGGACUUGAUUUGGUGGCACAAUGGAUGCCCACCGCACUAAAAGGACAACAACAGAAUGUCCGAUUAUGGAAAGAAAUGUUUAAAAUAGAUUGGAAUAAAUGGAAUACUACUGAUGGGGUGUUUAAAAACAUAACACAGUUACUAAACUGGACUAUAUGCUCAAUACAACAUGUUAAUGCCCUUAUGCAACGUGAACGGAUGCAGCGUGUUUUAACUUCUGAUAAUUAUCAUGAAUGGCGACAGCAAUGGAACAUCUAUAAUAGUUUGUGGUUACAUUUAUAUUCGGCACGAACAAAAUGUAAUGAUACCAUGUGUUAUGGUAAAUAUGAUAUGUAUAACGUAACUCACCCACAUCUGAUAUGCAAAUUCCACGUGUUACCUGUUAUCGUUCACGGUGCGUAUUGGGUAUUAAGAGUUAAAGGGGAGUGGCUAGACGCCGCUAAAGAUGUGACUUAUGAUUUAACAGGAUGUGAUGAAACGGACAAAGGUGUUGUAUGCCCACUUAGGUCAUCUUAUACCAACCAAUGCCUGAAAGACGAAAAUGCUUUGUGUGAUUGGGACUAUCAAAAACCCGAUGAUUUGUUAUUCCAGCUAGGUCCUCACACUUUGUGUGUAGUGACAAUGAAUCAACAUCCUUGCACACCUUUCUCUGGUUGUUUGAGAAAUGUACAUGUCUGGACUUGGCACAACAUCACAUACAAAUUACUCCACACUCAGUGAUUUCACAGAGGUGCAGUGGACUCAAUUACAGCAACCCAAGUUGGGGAUAUCUUUGGAACGCUUCCAAGGCGCCCUGGAAUCGUCCAAAGAUCUGAAAGGAAUGAUCGCAUGCAGUGUCCAAGUUACAGGUGACAACCCUCUUCCGAUCAAAGAAAGUGGAGGCAGUGGCAAAAUUGGUAGAGCAAAAUUCACUGGUAUGACAUCUUCACGGGGCUAUCACCCUUUGCCCGUCGGCUGCUAGCGCCGCCACUUGUUAUACUGAUUUGUAUUAUUGCUGCUUUAACGUGCUGUAACGUGCUUACUUGGAUUAUAUAAUUUUGCACCAUGAAGAUCAUAAUGACAAUCACUGAGGGGGCCUUCGGGCGUGACAUUAUACAUGUUGAGGUGGUGCCAGAUAAUCCUGAGCUUCAUACACUACAACUGACGUGGUGGCAGAACCAGGAUUACUGGCAACGCCGUUUCACUUUGGAAGAAAGAAGGCACUGAUAUGAUUUUAUAUUGCAAUAUUUACAUAUUGAUGAUGACUUGGACUCCUCUGCCUUUAUGAAUUGAUCACAGGACCACAGGGUGGAAUGUAGUGGGAACAUAUAAGAUGGUCCUGAGAUCAAUUCACUAGGCCUGCAUGCCUGCACGAAGUCAAUAUUAUGCUUAUACAACUCGCUAUCUUCUAGUGGGGAUUGUGCCAAGGACACUGUGUUUACGAAAAACAGGGCACCCUGCCCCAUUGCCAGUUUCAAAAGACUGGACAUGGGACAGGAAUGCGCCUCCAUGUAUGUGUGCGCGGUGGAGACUGGCCCUCUCUGCACGCACAGGUGCAUGAAGAGAAUAUAUAGAGGCGGAGGGAAAGCACCCACUUUAGAGUCUGCUGCGGGUUGCGUACGAACGCCCAGCCGGGUUUAAGCCACUCUGCCGUGGGUUGUUGGCUCUCCAGCCCAGUGUCAACGGUGAGUUUGAUUUUCUUAUGUGCCAGUUUGUGUGAUGAUUGAUGCUUAAACCCAUUGAUUGAUUGAUAUGAUUGUAACAAUGUUGAGCGGGGAAUAAACGGACAUAUUUAUUCUAGCCUCAUUGUGUGAUGAUUGCAAUGUUGAGCGGGGAGUAAACGGACACAUUUACUCUAGCCUCAUUGUGUGUGUAGCAAUGUUAAGCGGGGAGUAACCGGACACAUUUGUUCUAGCUUCAUUGUAA